Molecule: messenger RNA, 351 nt
Organism: Fusarium poae
Lineage: Eukaryota; Fungi; Ascomycota; Sordariomycetes; Hypocreales; Nectriaceae
Exons: 4
Coding region: 1-351 (116 amino acids)
Source: RefSeq, a predicted model, not a curated record
AUGUUGUUGAGUGAACUGAUGCCCUGGUGGAACGCGGCGGAAGCCGAGAGGGAAUGGCUUGAAUUCUCGCUGAACCUCCGUCGGGAGGAGGAAGGGGGGAUCAAGACGAAGACGAAGACGACACCAGAUUUCGAGAUCUGCCAGGAGCCAGAGGCUCCCCGUUUCCCAGUGCGAACUUGGGAAGAGCGUGUUGCUGCUGCACAGGCUACCUUUCCCACCACCGCCACGGCUACCCCAAAGAAGCUUGCUGCUGUAGCUUGGGCAGCCGUCAAGCAGAAGAUGACAAAGUUCAUGUUUGAGCUCAAGCUGAAGUUGAGCCCAAAGGACGUUCUACCCUCAGAGAAGUCCUGA